UACAAUAUCAGCAUUCACCAUGAAGCUCUAUCACGACAAGGAUCAUAAAGCUUCGACUGAGUUAUCUUUCCGGCCCCUCCUGAUCUAAUCUUAGCAUUUUCGUCAAACGUUGUUCGGACAGUAUGACAGGAGUGGAGAAGAGGAAAAGAGCCUCAAGACCAAAGAGCAAGGGAGGUUGUAGGACAUGCAAGCUCAGACAUGUGAAAUGCGACGAAUCGAGACCAGCGUGUAAGAGGUGCACGAGAUGGGGCCAUCAAUGUGACGGUUAUGACGAUGAAAUUGUCGCAAAAAAGACAACGCGAGUUGUCUAUCAACUUAUGCCCAAGUCAAAUGCACACCCUGUGGUCAUCACAUGUCCAUCACUGGGCGGGAUUGGCUUUUCGCAUGAACUCGAAGCUCGGUACUUUCGUCUAUAUCAAGAAGAGCUCUCGGACGAACUUUCAGCUGGAUUCGAAACUAUUCUUUGGAAUCGAGUUGUUCUGCAAGCUUGUACCAACGAUUCAAUCCGGCAAUUGAUAAUUGCAAUUGCGGCUUUGAAGAAAGCUGGGAGGGAACCUUCGGCCAAUCUCGCAUCUCAGCAUCGCAAAUAUGCACUAUAUGAGUAUGGAAAAGCGUUGAAGGGGGUCCAAGCCGCCCUUACCCUACGGCGCGACGGUCUUCGGAUUGUACUCAUCGCGGCUCUUCUCAUAUUUGUCCUCGAAAGUAUGUUUGGAGAUACAAAAAGAGCCGUAACAAACAUCCAGACUGCUCUGGAUCUCAUCAAUCAGCGAUUGUUGCUCAUGUCGCAUGCAUGCCGUGGACCCUUCAUUACACGAGGAUUUCUCCCCCCAAGCUUUCCAGAUCUCAUUGAAGAAGAAAUAUUGAAUAGCUUCUUGAGACUUGAUCGACCUGCUGUGGGCCUUCUGAGUCGAAGUAAGGGCUCGCGUCCUCAGAACAAGAUGUUCAGCUCUAAGUUGUAUCUCGAAGACUUUCAGAUACCGGAAACUUUCUCCUCAAUAGGCGAGGCAAGAUUGUAUUAUGAAAGACUGAGGUUCAGAGUGUUUCCCGAGCACGCGUUUGAAACGAAGCUCAAGGAUACAACAUCAUUGCCAGAAGGAGCUUCAGCACCAGCCAUUCUUCUGAUGGAACUGUUCUCUGAGAUCACUGACGAGAGUUCUGCACCAGCGAUUCGCGACGACCUUGCACGAUGGCAUCAAGCUUUUGGUCCUUUGCUAAGACACUCGAGAACCAAAGAGGGGUCGUCAACCUACGUCGCUGCCAUGAUGCUGCAGAUUCAAGCAGCGGCGAUAAGCAUUCCGCUAUUUAUCCUGAACAGUAUACGAGAGUCUACUGAUCCAGCUGUUACAGCCGCACGGGACGUCGUGCAACUUUCGAAAGCUCUUGUUGCCGAUCCGAGGUUUCCAAAGACCUUUGUGUUCGAAAUGGGGAUCAUUCCAUGUCUUUGGAUCGUUGUUAUACUAUACCCAGACUUUCAUCUGAAACGAGAAGCUAUAGCUGUCCUGCGUGCGAUGGAACCUCGGGUAGAAUGCGUAUGGGACAGCAAAAUCGUUGCUGACACAGGAGAUGUCGUGGUUGAGAUGCUUGAAAAACAGCAGCGCCAAACACACUAGAACACAAAGUCUCCACUGGAAUACAUACUGGACCGCUGGAAAUUGGCGAGAAAGUCUAAACAGCAUGUUCAACUGCCUUGGACUCGACGAUGGUAAGAAUCACGUGCGACUCGUCAUGUGAGAGCAUCCCGUCCGUAAAGCCUUAUGCCUGAGGUUGCAAGCCAGCUCCUGCAUAGCGUUCAAAAUUGAGGGCAUUCAUUGUCCGCCCGUAGCCUCAUGCC
Messenger RNA from Mollisia scopiformis, 1831 nucleotides. RefSeq lists its product as uncharacterized. Gene Ontology annotation, molecular function: zinc ion binding; DNA-binding transcription factor activity, RNA polymerase II-specific. NCBI's taxonomy places the organism in Eukaryota, Fungi, Ascomycota, Leotiomycetes, Helotiales, Mollisiaceae. The record is from RefSeq and is a predicted model, not a curated record. The transcript has 2 exons. Gene Ontology annotation, biological process: regulation of DNA-templated transcription. The coding region runs from base 123 to 1610 and encodes 495 amino acids.